AUAAAACAAGUGGAAGGCAGAAAAUUUGCUCCUCUCUUUCUCCAUCCUCUUGUGUGGAGUCUUAUUUGCAAGGCGUUUUCCGCCUCCUCUUACUCUCUCUACAUCUUCUGCCUUUCUCUCUCAUCGAACCAGGCAAUAUUCUAGUGAAAUGAAAGAGUUCCAGAAGCCCUAAUACGAUGGCCCAUACUGUUUUGCCAUCGAUUACCAUGGCUCUAGCUUCUCCCAUGUCUAUAGACUCUUCUACCUCGCCUUCUCGUCUUCCAUGCCCUAGAAUUCGGUUUUGUCCCAUAAAGGGGCCCUCAUCUGUGAAAUUCAGUAAGAGGAGAUGGCGUUGCAAGGUUUCUAGGGUUUGUAUAAGGGCGAGCUUGGGUGUGGUAGAGCGAGAAGGCUUUAUAGAGAGAGAAGAUUGCGGGAGAGAGUACCUGGAACGCUGCUUCAAUGCUUCUGGUGCCACGAGUGGUGCUGUUCGUUCCUUUUCUCCUUCUAUGAAGAAAGAGUAUGGAGCAUUUGGGACAGUCACUUUAGAGAAGAGUAAGCUCGAUAUGUCGCAGAAGACCACAAGGUCGAGCCCUCAGACAGCAGAUGGUGGAGGGGGUGGAGACAUUGGAAAGAAAAACAAUCAUGGUGGGGGCGAUGGAGGUGAUGAUGGUGGAGAUGAUGACGACUACUUUGGUGAUUUUGAAGAAGGUGAUGAAGGUGAUGAAGGUGGCCUGUUUAGGAGGCGUGCUGUCCUUCCAGAGCUUUUCGAUAGAAAAUUCGUGGAUGCAGUCUUGCAGGAAUGGUACAAAACCAUGAUGGAUUUGCCUGCUGGGCUUCGCCAAGCUUAUGAAAUGGGCUUGGUGAGUUCAGCCCAGGUGGUAAGGUACCUGGUUAUAAAUGCCAGGCCAACAACAGCAAGAUAUAUUUCGAGAGCUCUUCCUCAAGGGCUAUCAAGGGCUUUCAUUGGCAGGAUGAUUGCAGAUCCAGCUUUCCUACAUAAAUUGCUCCUAGAGCAGGUUGCUUCUAUUGGUUGUACCACUUGGUGGGAGAUAAAAAAUCGGGGGGAAAGAAUAAAGCAAGAAUGGGAUCUCGCACUUGUUAAUGUGUUGACUGUUUCAGCCUGCAAUGCUCUCGUUGUUUGGUCUCUUGCUCCCUGUCGCUCAUAUGGGAAUACAUUUCGUUUUGAUUUGCAAAAUACCCUGCAGAAGCUUCCCAACAAUGUCUUUGAGAAGAGCUAUCCCCUUAGAGAGUUUGACCUACAGAAAAGAGUCCAUUCUUUUUUCUAUAAGGCUGCAGAACUAUGUAUGGUUGGAUUAACUGCUGGUGCAGCCCAGGGUGGUUUAACAAAAUUUUUGGCUUCAAGAAAGGAGGGGAGGAUGUCAGUAACCAUUCCACCUGUGAGUACCAAUGCUCUGGGUUAUGGGGCUUUCCUAGGGUUUUAUGCAAAUCUUCGAUAUCAAUUGUUAUGUGGAGCUGAGAGAGCAAUGCAUAAUCAUUUCGAGGUCCUUGGAGUGGCAUUAUUUUUCAGUACUGUACUAAGGGUUCUUAAUGUUGAGAUUGGGGAAACAUCGAGGCUUGCUUGGCUAGGGGUGGAGGCAGACCCAAUGGCUGAGUCAGAGAACCUUCUGAAGGCCUAUAACCGUCGAUCUGAGCCAUUGCAAGAUGGUGGUUCAAACUGGUUCAUCUCCAAGAAAGCUAUCAUUUCUGGUCUCGGCUUUCUUGGUAUGAAGCAGGGCAAUUUGGAGGAUUCUACACAGGAAGCACCACCCCCGAAAGCUCGCAGGAAGAGGACAUUGAGAAGAAAAGCUACUGCAAAAUCGUCAUAGUGUCUCUCUCUCAUCUGCUCUUUUCUAAACAGUUUUGAGCCAUUUGAGGUAAUGAAGGAGUUGCUUAAAAUAAAUGCUGUGGUUUGUUUUUUUUCCUUUUUCCAAGGGCUUUUAACCACGUGACUGGCUCUUCAUCAUUGUAUUUCUAAGAAAAAUAUAUAGCUCAGUCGUAGAGGUGCCAUUCUAUUAAUUGGCUUCUUUUUCAGUUGGAGAAUUUGUAAUUUCUCUUCCUAUGUUGUCUUUCUUUAGGAGAAUUUGAUUCAUGAGAGUUGUGUCCAAGGAGAUCGAAAGCCGGAUGCUUAAUAGUUAUUCGGGAAA
Molecule: messenger RNA, 2123 nt
Organism: Amborella trichopoda
Lineage: Eukaryota; Viridiplantae; Streptophyta; Magnoliopsida; Amborellales; Amborellaceae
Product: plant/protein, putative (DUF3411)
Biological process (GO): plant organ development
Cellular component (GO): chloroplast inner membrane
Source: RefSeq, a predicted model, not a curated record